UAAGGAAAAACAAUAAAAAUAAUGAAUGAAGAAGGGGACAGUAGUUGUUGUUUGUAAAGAAAAGAAAAGUUAGCUGCUCCACGCGAAGAAGAGAAGCAAAGAAAGAAAUUAUAAGGUGUCUCUCUCUCUCUCUCUCUUGGACUCAUUCUCAUCUAUCUCCAACCUCUAUUUUCAAAAAAACAACACAAAGUGGGUGAAAACAAUGAGCUAUAAGAAACAACAAACAUAGUACUAGUGGUGGUGCCACCGUUCCUUAAUUCUUGUUCUGUUCCAUUCUCUCAUUAUUCUUUUUUUUUUUUUUUUGGUCUUCUCUAAUAUUGAAGAGUCCGUCUUUGCUUGGUACAUAAAGGCAUUGAUUUCAUUCAUUCUUCUUAUGCGUUUUGUGAUUCAUUAUUAUUUAUAUAUUUAUUAUUAUUCACUAGUACUCUUCCUUUAAUUCCUUCAUCUAUUUCCCACCUUGUUUGUUUCUUCUUCUUCUUCUACCAUUACAAUUUCCCCAUACAUACAUACACCUCCUAUAUUUCUAUCUCUUACCCCCCUUUAUAUUCAAUGGCUGUUCAAGCUCAAUACCCAUCCAAUGUACAUGAAUAUUCAUUACAACCACAACCUGAUCAAUCCAAUAUCAUCUUAUUCAACACUCCAGGUACUAAUAAUUCUCGAAAAAGAGGAAGAGAAACAGGGGUUAUACAAUCUUCUCACAACAUUAUGAAUCCUUUCUCUUUACAAUCUCACUCUCCUCAUCUCAUAGACCUCACUCAACUCCAUAACCAACAACAACAUCAUCAACAACAUCAAAACAUUGUCUCAACCGGUUUAGGUUUAUCCUUUGGCGAUCAACAACAACAACAACAAAGACUACAAUUUCAACAACAACAACAACAAAAUGGGUUUCACUCAUCUCAAUUUCUAUCUCUAUUAUCUCAUGGCUUAUCUUCACAAAUCAAGCAACAAAAAGAUGAAAUAGACCAAUUCCUUCAAGCCCAGGGAGAAGAGCUGCAACGGACAUUAGAGGAAAAAAGACAGAGAAACUAUAGAGCGAUUAUAAAAACAGCAGAGGAAACGGUGGCGCGUAGAUUAAGAGAAAAAGAAAUGGAUUUAGAAAAAGCUACGCGCAGAAACAUGGAAUUAGAAUCACGCGCGGCGCAUCUUAGAACAGAAGCGCAACUUUGGCAAGCAAAAGCUAAAGAACAAGAAGCAACAGCUAUAUCUCUUCAAAACCAACUGCAUCAUGCUAUGAUGAACGGUGGCGUAGAAAAUAGAGGAGAAGAAGGAUGUGGGCUAUCGUGCGCAUUAGGUGUUGAAGGUCAAGCUGAAGAUGCGGAAUCGGGUUAUAUUGAUCCGGAUCGGGUUGUUAUUUCGGGUCCUAAAUGUAAAGGUUGUGAAAAACGGGUUGCUUCGGUUGUUGUGUUGCCGUGUCGUCACUUAUGUGUUUGUAACGAAUGCGACACACAUUUCCGUGUUUGCCCCGUUUGUCUCACCGUUAAAAAUUCAACCGUUGAGAUUUAUCUAUCUUAGUGGUUUCAUUUCAUAAUCACAUGAUGCAUGUUCAUCAGAAAUUGGCAGAGCCAAAAAAAUAAAAUAAUUAUAAAUAGUUUUUUGUUUUUUGGAUUUUGAAAGAAAAGGAAAAUGACCUAGGCGAUGGAUGGAUGGAUGUACAUGGCCACAUGGAUAGUGGCAUUUUUUUGUUGUUGGGUUCUUCAAUCUUUUGGAAAUUUUAUUCUAUUGAAUUAAUAUUUUUAUUCUUUUGUUUUA
Messenger RNA from Trifolium pratense (red clover), 1752 nucleotides. Its product is annotated as E3 ubiquitin-protein ligase BOI. The record is from RefSeq and is a predicted model, not a curated record. The transcript is spliced from 3 exons. Gene Ontology annotation, molecular function: ubiquitin-protein transferase activity. Bases 550 to 1515 code for a protein of 321 amino acids. Lineage: Eukaryota; Viridiplantae; Streptophyta; Magnoliopsida; Fabales; Fabaceae.